Stegostoma tigrinum is the source of this 7371-nucleotide messenger RNA. Its product is annotated as cAMP-dependent protein kinase inhibitor alpha-like. The coding region runs from base 583 to 810 and encodes 75 amino acids. NCBI's taxonomy places the organism in Eukaryota, Metazoa, Chordata, Chondrichthyes, Orectolobiformes, Stegostomatidae. Gene Ontology annotation, biological process: negative regulation of cAMP-dependent protein kinase activity. Gene Ontology annotation, molecular function: cAMP-dependent protein kinase inhibitor activity. The record is from RefSeq and is a predicted model, not a curated record. The transcript has 5 exons. Gene Ontology annotation, cellular component: cytoplasm; nucleus.
ACAAACUCUCAUUGCAACUGAGGAUGGACGUCUUCUUAAAUCUUAAUGGAUGCAGUCGACAUUGACAGUCCCUCGUUCCCCCGGCGCCGCAAUGGUAAAGUCAACGUCGCUGUCUUGGUACCCGAUACAAUUGUGUCAGUGGUGAAACCUUGCACAGAAUGACGCGGUGUGGAUGUGUGAAUUACAAGGGAAUUCCUGUCUUCUGACUUGAUUUGAACCGAACACCUUUUGCAGCUCACAAAUAUUGCUUUAUUUUCCCUUAUCGCUUCGUUUUCGCUCCGGUCCCCUCCUUGCUUGCACUCUUGGUUUCUUAGUGAGAACUGUCUGAGUGUUGCGGGACUCUGGAGCAACCUUUCAAUGGUAUCAUGGAGCUGAACAUCACUGAGCAGAAAUUGAGCAGCAUGGGUAGAAGUAGAAUAAUCCAGUCUCUCUAGCUCUCAUGACCACCCAGAGUGUGUACACAGAUGCACGAGACUGACUUACAGUUAAAAUAGUAUGGAAAACGUAUUGCCGUGAUGUUGGCUGCAGUUCCGAGCUGGAAGCAUCAGAAUAUCAGGUGGUGAGAGCAAGGAUUUUGCUGCAAUGACUGAGGUGGAACCUGUGCUGGACUUUGCUACAUCAGGACGGACAGGCCGAAGAAAUGCUUUGCCUGACAUAUUAGGCUCACCUGCUGGAGUCAGUCCAUCAGAACUUCCCAUGAAAUUGGCCGAACUGUCUAUUAAUGCAGAAGGAGGAGAAGGAAGUCAGACACCAUCAACGGAGGUGCCACCUGAAUCAACAGAAACUCCAGAGCUAAAAGAUGCAUCAUAACAUGUCGAAGAAAGACAUUUAUAAUACAUACUGUGUAUCAAUAAAGCUUUAAAUCAAAUGACCUGAAAGUCAUCAUGAUUCCUUGACUCUGCGUCAAGUUCAUCUGAGUCUGCAAGGUCAAAAUAGAAGGCAAGGUGUGGAGAAAAUUUACUGAACAAGAUAAGAUAAAUCACCAUUAUGACUUGGAAGGGAAGCUUGGAAAAUUUCAUGUUAAAUUCUGAAGAAAACUUCCAAGUCUAACAUUUAAUGAACUAUCACAUGGAUUGAGCUCUCGGUGGCAAUAGAAAUGACUUUCACAGUUAAUUGCCAGCAAUCCAUCACUGUGACCGCUGAUGUAAAUCUUUAUAAUCUGUCAAUGCAGUGAAGAUACAUAGCAGAAGUGUUGAUUAUUUGUACAGGAACCUGUUUUAGAAUCACCAAAUCCAAUUUCUGGACUUUUCUAACUUUGUCACUAAACACAUUUUAAAAGUCUGCAUAUGACUUGGUAAACAGUUUUGCCUUUAUCCUUUAAUAUAGUCAAUUUUGUAUGCUUGUGCGAAAGUUGACUUCAAACAUUUGAGUUGUGCAACUUUUGAGCAAGGAUUUAAUUGGGUCAAAAUUGCUGUUUGUAUGAAAUUUGUACAAUUCAAAGAACUGAGAUAUGUUUUGAACAUUACUUGAAUUUUAACCCUGUGUUUUUGUUUUCUUUUGUAUUCUGCUUGUCAUUUGAAUGCUGCAGCUUAUACAGGCAUGCAUUCCCAAACCCACUUCCAUGGUCUGUUAACCAAUAUAUCACUAACUCACCAAACCUUUUAAACAACUCCACUUCCUUCUAUCAUUAAUUAAAAAUACUUUUCAGCACAGUAGUUGAAGGGAGAAAAAAAAUCAGAGCUCCUAACAUUGUUGAAAUGUUGGCAGUGAAAUCUUGUGUUCAAAACUCAAAAGAUAAUGAAACCAUUUAAACAUCUAAUAGUUAUUAGAAGUGAAUUACAUAAAAAUAGGCUCAAUUUCUGCAUUGAGGGGAAUGUAUUUUGUUUGCAGUGAGUGUUACUUUUUUUCUAAUAUAAGUUGUGUAUGUCAAUACUGCUCCAACAGUGAGAUUGUUCAUGGCUGUGGGAACAUAAAUUAGGCUUCAAUUUUCUUUCAUAACCCAGCUUUUCACAGUUCUGAACCUUGUAAAGAACUAUUCGAAAUCAGCGGUUGGCACUGUCACAAAAGUGAACUGGAACAUAGCAGACUGUUAACUUUCUGCAGGGUUUUCAGAUUUUUCCCUCAAAGUAUGCUGGAGUGUGAAGCACUAUCAGGAUGUCCAGCUGCACACGCUGAAACUGUGGUAUUCACAAGCUGGUUUGCAAUGAUGGAUUUUCAUGGGAACAUCCCACUCGGGUAUAUCUAAAGGUUCUGGAUAUGUCAUGGUCAACUUCAUCUUUUGAAAAUAUCCAAUUUUUAAAGGCUGUUUGUUUUGAUGCUCUGACCCAAGAGAAUUAAUGCCCUCUAAAAGAGGUUGAAACUCUGAUGCAUUAGGAUUUAAUUGUGGGCUUCAGAUAUAAUAUCUGUGAAAACUGGGCUUGGAUGAGAAGCUAACUAUACCCUAAGUACAAGGUAAUUGGACAUCCUAUGUAGCCAUUGCACUUUUCAAUCUCAACUGUUGCACAUUGUCAAUUGGAUAAGUUUGUGCCUAUAAUAACAGGAGCUCCAUAGUUUAGAAUAGACCAGCCUGUGUUAAGUACUGUCAGUGCUUUUAUCUUCUGUCCAGUAUCUUGUGUAUGAUGAUAUACUGUACAAAUUGUAAAUUAAUCUCUAAAUUGCAUAUAGCUUCAUACAAACCCCUUUGGGUGUCCUGUGGUAUGUUGUAUAAAAUGCAAAUUUUGUAAAUUUUUGUCUGCAGAAGUGAGUGGGUGUGAAUGGUUAAAUUGCCAAAGUGUCGCAUAUUUUGACCAAAUUACACUUAGCUAAGACAGGACCACUUGUUUUACAAAAACAUCCUGGAACAUAUUAAUUAAUCUGUAAUUACAUUAACCAUAAAUUACAAUAUGUAUUUCAGCAUAAGUGUUUCUAACCAAUUACAAUACAAAUACAAAAGGGGAAAGGCAAUUUUUUCCCCCUGAAUACUUGCGUUCUCCAUUCUUGAAUAUUGCUGAAAAGUAAUACAUGUUGCAAAGUUUUCUUUUUUUGUCUUGCAUCGAUUUAAGACAAAUGUAAAAAUGUGAAAUUUCAAAUAUAUCUCAUAAUUUAUAAAUCGGGAAGAAAAAGGUGUUUAUUUGUUGGUACGGCUGAGUCUGGUUGACUGAGAUUGGCAUGGACAAAACUACUGACUUGCCCAAAAUGCUGCAGAAAUUCAAAAAAGGCACAUGGCUGGAAUAUGUUCUUGUCAUUUUCAGAGAAUGAACCCUUGUGUUAGUGUAGCUCGUGGUGCACUCAGUAUAUUUUCUGCAAGUGUCUCCAAUUGCCCAACUAACAAGUUUUGGUUCUUCAAGUUUGGGCUGGUCGAGUACAGUCUGUACUUGGCUUUUUAUGAACAACUGAAGAAACAUCUUGUUUGAUCAGUGAAUUACUGGGAUGUACAGCCAUAUAGUUGGUAUGAUAUCAGCAUUGAAGUUCAUACAUGACAUGUCACUUGGUAGGCAGAACAAUAUUUUGGACUGCAACAGCCAUUCUGUUCAUUGAAAAUGCCUCUCUUGUAGCCACUGCUGAGGUGAUGCCAGGUGUGCUUGCUGGAAGCAAUGUACAUUCAUACACGUUUGCUCUCAAACAAGAGGAAUAUGUUCAAGCACUGAAUCUUUCUUGCAUUACCAGGAGCUUGUGGAAACCUACAAUUCCUUGUUGGUUUCUUGAUGAUAACAUCUUGGGCAAUCUGAGUCUAGUUCUGAAUCAGCCAGCACCAUUUUCACCUGCAGAAUGAAUUGUCAUUUGAAAUUUGGCAUUCUCGUUCUCAUUCUCAGCUGGGUACAAGUUUGAAAAUCUUCAGCAACGUGUCCUUCUUUACAGUGAUAUACAACAUAUUAGAAAACGACUUCACCAUUCUCGGUGAGAGUUUUGGGUAUGGAGUAAUGUAAACAAAAUGCCUUUAUUAAUAAUCAAUUCACACUUAUGAAUUCAAAAUAUCGAUAUUUAAGACAAUGGUCAAAAUAUUAUCUAAGGUAAAAUCCUAAUCUAAAACAUCAGAUGUUGAUAUUAAUUGAUCUGUCAAUUGUGAUAAACUACUGUUCUAUAAAUAUAUUUUGUUUGUUCAAAAUUUAAGAAAAUAUUGUAAAAAUUCAUUGACUUGGGGACAUCUGUUGUUGCACUGCAGAACUGUUCAGCACCAAAAUGGUAGUGACAUCCAGUUGAAUAUUUGCCAGGUUAUCUGGCUGAUUCAGAUAAUGCACUUAGUGAAAAACUUUGUGGUAUUGCAACAUCAUCCUUUUUAAUGAAAGUGGUUUGAGAGUAAGUGCAGCCAAUAUUUUGAAGGAAUAAAGGGAUGUUACUGUGUAAUCCUGGACUUUUCAUGAGAACAUGUGGAAUCAAAAGUCAGGCAAUUAAGGUUUAAAUAUUGUAGCCCAACAUCUAAUUCUUCAUUCUGAAAGGCACUUUUUAUUUUUUUUUGUUUCUUGCUUGAUUCUAAUCAAUAACCUUUUUUUAAAAACAGUUAAUACUGAAGGGCAGGAGAGGGAAGAGUGAGUGCAAAAAUGUCAAGUCGACACAAGUUGAAGUUGGUGAAUGGGCAAGUUGAGAAGGAAUAUCAAAAAGAUUUUCAUUGACACUGCUCAACAUUUUGAGUGAGAAUUCAAGGUACAGAAGUAGCAACUAAACCUCUGCAAUCAAGCGAUUACUGCAAUGGUGAGGGAUUGACAUUUAAUUAUGAAUGAAAUAAGGUUGGCCGAAUAGCCUACCUAUUGCUAACCACAGACUAAUGGAGUACUGUAGAACUUAUACUAGUCUUGUAUGUUACAAAGGUUUUAGCUGUAUUUAUGUUCAUGCCACUUGGCUCCUGUGAGGACGGAUGUUAGGAUUGAACGUUUUGGUCAAAAUUUAAAAGUUAAAUUUUGUAAAGAUUCACUUUGCUUUUGGAAAAUGUGCUAUUGCGCUGCAAAAUUGUCCAGCAUCAAAAUGGUAGAGUCUUCCAGUUGAAUAUUUGCCAGGUUAUUCCUGGUUGUUUCAGAUAAUGCACUUAGCUGGAAACAUUGUAGUACUGUAACACCAUCCUUUUUAACGAAAAUGAUUUGAAAGCAACCAGGUGCAGCAAGUAUUUUCAAAGAAUACAGGAAUAUAAUUGUGUGAUCUAGGACUUUUAGUGAGAACAUGUAUUAUCAGAAGUCAGGAAAUUAUUUGGGGUUACGAUAUUGUAGCCCAACAUCUAAUUCUGCAUUCUGAAUGUGUUAACAUCCUGGGGCUUACUGCUUAGAAAUACUGUGCAGGCACAUGUUAGAGGCUGGGAAUUCUGUGGCGGGUAUAUCAUGUCUUAACUCUUCAGAGCCUGUCCACCACGUACAAGGCACAAGUUUGGACUGUAACGGAAUAUGACGUCUUCCAAAAUAUCAUACAGGUUAAAUUAUCAUGUCUCCAUGAAUGGCAAGUUUGUAGAAUAGCUCUUACAAUCUUUUGUUGAAAUUUUACUGAAAGCAAUAAGUGAAAGCUGGUGUUUUUGUUUCUGAAAAUGAAUAUUGCCCUCUGCCAGAAAUAGUACAAUGAUUUAAAGAUGCAAAUAACAUUUUGAAUCAUAAUGUUUCAAAAAUAUUUAUCCUUGCUAUUCAUUGUGUAACCAUACGCUAAAUGAAAAUUCUAGUCUGUGCCACUGUAUUAGGAGAUGGGCAGAAAUCCACCUGGCUGCCUAUCGAUCUGCCCUGGUUUUCAGUCUCUGUCUUAGAAUUCCUUCUGUCACUCCAGCCAUGCUGCUUGAUUUCUGCACUGCUACUAGUGCAAGGGUGUAAUUAUAAUAGAAGAUGACAAUGCUAGUUCCAAUUAAAAAUAUGUGAAUGUAGGAAUUUGCAGUCUCUGUUCUGCAAAAAUAAAAAUGACUGAAUUAUGUCUGCAGUUCUGCAUAACCUGACACCUAACGUUGUCCAAAGACUACACUUAAUUUUGUUGCCUUAUGCACAAUGGAAUGAGAGAUGUUUACAGGAAUAAAUAGUUUUCACCCCUAACAGAGAGGUCAGUUUACUAUGAAACUAUUUGAUCCCUCUUGGAAGAAGAAUUAGGGUAGUCUUUGACAAGUAGCAGUUAAGAAAGCAGUCAGGGUAUCUGUAAUAUUCUCUCCCACCACCAACACCCCUGCCCAAAAGCCUGACGUUGCCUUUGAACAACAGCUUUGCUGAUAGCUUCUUGCAUCUACUUCACAAAUCAUCUCCACAGCACCUAUUUAAAAACUAGGCUCUUAUAUUUUGUGACAGUUGGUGACCUCUGCUGGUGAAAUUAUUGCUACUUAUCUUCUGAUCAAGUUACAGUGCUUGUAUUUAAAAUAACUUUUUUGAAUAUUGUGACAAAAUGUAUACCCUGUUAAUUUAUUGUCUUCUUCUAAUAUGAUUUCUCAUGGUUUUUUAGUAUUGGUGCAAACUGAGUUAUGAACGGCAGUGUCUUUCUUCAAGGUAACUUCUUUAUUAUUUUAAUAUGUACGUUUAAUUGAUGGACAAGGCUGCAAUAAAAAGAGGUAUUGCAGUUUAAGUGAAUGAAACCUCCCCAUCACACUAAUGUCCAUUUGAGAAAUUAGUAGUCUGUUGUGCAACAUAUGCAUUUGGCUUAACCAUAACACAAGUUUUAACAUCAAGUGCCAAAUGAAUGUUAUUCUAAUAAUUGAAGAGCACAAUUUUUCCUUUUAUGCAGUUAGGCAACGAAUUAAAAUGUGCUAAUUUGGGGAGAACGAAAUAAAAUCAAUUUUCCUUUGUCUUAAACUGCAAAUCUGCAAUCACCUGAACUUGAAAGUAAGUUUGAUUGUAUUAAGUGAAUGAAAAUACUGUACUGUCUGACUGUAACUGCAAUGUGACCCAGUGUUGAGAAAGAGGUUUUGUUUUCAGAAAUUUUACAAGCUUUUGCUAUUUUGAUGAAAGAAUCACUGAUUCCAUUGUAAUCAGCGCAGAGUUCAAUUGCUCUGACCCCUUCUAUGAAUAAGGGAUCCGUGAUAUAUAUUUUACUUAUUUUCUUGCCAAGUUUUAUAUUCUGUCAGGAGGCAGGAUAAGAAGCAUAAUCAGUUUUCUUUAAAACAAAAGCUGCUGGAUAUUAUGCAAGCUUUAAUAGUGACAGUUUGAAUUCACCAAUAACAUUUUAGGCUCCUUUUGUGCUUCAUCUGAAUUUUGAUGUUGGGGGACAAAAGCACAACUCUCUAUGUAGGAUAUCCAGUCAUUAGGAAAUCCUGCUAUAUGAUGUACAGCUCCUCCACACUAUCCAAUAAUUUUCUGUUGACUGUACCUCCACUGGUGUGUUCAAGUCACGUUGUUUUCCUUUUACUCACAUUUUUUAUUGUAUCAGUUUGGGCUGCAUUCAAACUUUGAUUCUAGUGGUGAAAUGGAUCAUAUUUAAUUUGGCCCAGAUUCUGCAUUUAACAGGAAAGUGAUGGCACCUACCAGUCAUGUCAAAGAUAGCUGUUGAAGAAAUAAAAAUUGAGCAAUU